AUGGCGGAUGUUCUCGAGAUUGGGAAUUUUCUGCAGGCAGACUCUCGAAUCACACGGCAAUUGUCUCCUGCAGAUGAAAAGACGCUGAGCUCGGACGAAACGAACGACACGAGCAAUCAAGAUGAAGAUCUACCUCGAGUUGCUGACCAAAUUCCCGUCUCGGCAUGGCUUGUCAUACUGAUCAGUACACUCGAGCGCUUCGCAUUCUUUGGGAUUCGUGAACCAUUCCGUGAGUGCAGGUGGCAUGUGAUCUUUAUCUUCCCGUCCAUUGACCUGAGGGCAGAAAAUUAUCUUCAGAAUCAGCGAGAUGAUCCUUUACGACCAGGCGCACUCGGAUUGGGCCAGAGCAAGGCUAGCAAUCUAUCAUACAUGUUUUCGUUUUUGCUGUACACCAUGCCGCUAUUCGCUAGCGUUGUUAUCGAUUGUUUCCUCGGGCGCUAUCGAGGGAUCCUUGUUUUCUUAUGCAUCUACGUAAGUGGGGCGUUCAUCUUGACCAUGACGUCCAUACCAUCAUCCUUGGACGCAGGCGCAGGUCUUCCAGGGUUCUUGGUCGGCAUCAUCCUCAUGAGUAUUGGCCUUGGGGGUGUGAAAUCAGGCGUCUCACCUUUGAUGGCCGAUCAGUACACCAAUUGGGAGGAAAAAGUCUUGGCCAAGCCCAACGGUAAGCGUGUCAUAAUUGAUCGUGACCUUAGUAUGGAUAAAAUAUAUCACGCAUACUAUUGGGCUGUAAAUAUCGGGGCAUUGUCUGCACUUGCCACAACUUACAUUGAGAAAGAUGUCGGAUUCUGGGCGGCAUAUCUGCUUCCUACUUGUGCCCUUUGCUUAUCGUUGCUCACGCUAGCCCUGUGUCGAAACAAGAUUGUCAAGCGUCCCCCAGGUGGGAAUAUCUUGCCCACAGCUUUUCGAAUCAUGUUGUGUGCAGCGAAAAACGGCUUCAACAUGGAUGCUGCACUGCGGCAAGGUCAAACGCAUGCAGCUGAGUGGGACGACAAGUUUGUGACAGACCUGCAGCGCGGACUCAUAGCAUGUCGUAUCUUUGCAUUCUACCCUAUCCUGUGGGUCUGUCAUCUACAGAUAAAUAAUAACCUCGUCUCCCAAGCGGCUCAAAUGGAAACCCACGGUCUCCCGAACGACUUUUUCCCGACAUUGAAUCCAAUCGCCGUGCUCAUCCUACUACCGCUAGUCACCAACGUGCUCUACCCCACUUUACGCAAGCUGCAUAUCGAGUUUCCGCCAGUCAACCGUAUGGCAGUUGGCUUCCUUAUAGAAGCCAUCGCAAUCGCCUAUUGCGCCGGUACCCAGCAGGUCAUUUAUACAAGAGGGCCAUGUUAUGAACACGCGUUAAAGUGUCCUGCGUCAGACGGGGGCAGAAUUCCGAACCGAGUUAGUGUUUGGCUCCAAGUACCGGUCUACGUCUUAGACGGGUUAGCAGAAGUAUUCUUCGACGUUGUGAGCCAAGAAUAUGCGUACAACAAAGCCCCGGACAAUGUCAGAAGCUCCGCUCCUUUUCGAUUUGAAACAUGUGCUGACAGUUAUCGCUCUCGUAAGAUGAAAUCGAUAGUUCAGGCCGUUUUAUCUUCUAUGUCAGGCGUUGGUGCAAUGCUGGGCUUCGCCUUGUACCCAGUUGCACGUAAUCCUCAUCUUGUCUGGAUGUACGCCGCUCUCGCAGCCGCUAUUGGCCUCGCAACGGUGGUGUUUUGGUUACUCUUUCGAAAGUAUAAUGCAGAAGAUGCGGAGCUCAACAAGCGGGAUGUCAGCAAUAACGGAGGCGGCUCGGUAGUAACGGACGAACGCAUGAAUCUGGGCAUGUGA
Penicillium bovifimosum is the source of this 1812-nucleotide messenger RNA. RefSeq lists its product as uncharacterized. The transcript has 5 exons. Gene Ontology annotation, molecular function: dipeptide transmembrane transporter activity; tripeptide transmembrane transporter activity. The coding region runs from base 1 to 1812 and encodes 603 amino acids. The record is from RefSeq and is a predicted model, not a curated record. Gene Ontology annotation, cellular component: plasma membrane; fungal-type vacuole. NCBI's taxonomy places the organism in Eukaryota, Fungi, Ascomycota, Eurotiomycetes, Eurotiales, Aspergillaceae. Gene Ontology annotation, biological process: oligopeptide transport; transmembrane transport.